Schizophyllum commune H4-8 is the source of this 2076-nucleotide messenger RNA. RefSeq lists its product as uncharacterized. Gene Ontology annotation, molecular function: DNA binding. The record is from RefSeq and is a predicted model, not a curated record. Lineage: Eukaryota; Fungi; Basidiomycota; Agaricomycetes; Agaricales; Schizophyllaceae. The transcript has 5 exons. Bases 1 to 2076 code for a protein of 691 amino acids.
AUGACCGUGACCACAGUAGUUAUGGGCGUCACACGCAGAGGGUUGCCCUUACACAUUCCCGAUAUCAAGGUUGUCAUUCAGAUCAGUGUUCCCUCAAGCCUCUCUGUGUGGGCCCAACGUGCCGGCUAUGCCGGCAGGUCACCCUACAUCCAUGCCGACGCGCACCUUCUGUACGAGAAGUCAGUAUUUGAGUGUAAGAAGAAGAAGCAGCGGAAAGGUGCGGGUGGUGAGGAGGAAGUAGAGGCCAAAAGCGUGGACGAGAUCGACAACUUGGUCGAAAAGUCCAGUGACAAUGACGAGGAUAUGGGCGAUGGGUCAGAGUCCAACAGCUCAGAGUCGGACAUCGAUGCGGGCAUGGUUGCAUUGGCGGCGCUAGAGCUCUCCGAGGGAAAGGAGAUUGGGGAUGGGAAGGAAUGGGUCAAAUCGGUGCAGCCUGAGCUGCGCUUCUACCUUGGAACACAGUGCUGUUUCCCUAGUCAUAUGAGUGCCGAUAUGUCAGUGACAAUGGGACAGAAUGGUCUUGACCUUCUCUCCAACGCAGCAUCUCAGCUGUCCACCGCGCCACCUCCCGGGGGCCUGGAGGAGGGUCUCAGGACUCCCCUCAACGACAUUACCCAGCCGAACGCCUCCCAGAAGCGCCCCCCAUCCCCUCCUUUGACCGACACAACCCCUGCACCGAAGCGCCCGCGACGCACCUGUACCCAGCCAAAACCGGCAGCUUCGCCCCCCGAGCCCCCCACACCUACACCUCGAAAAAAGCGCGGACGUCCUCCGAAGAAGAGGGAAGAGGGACAGCAGCCCAAACGCGCGCCGGGACGCCCUCGCAAGGACAAGCCAGCUGCGAGCGCGGUGACCACGCCAAACGCGAAUCAAGCGCUACUCGCGGCAUCCCAGUCGGGUCUCGGGCGAUCGGAGACGGUGAAGGAUUCGCCCGCGACGCCCUCUAUCGACCGCCCUCCCUCGCCAGGUGUCGCGUCCAGCAAGCAAUCCACCGCCGGUCGAGCGAUCGGCCAGCCCUUCCCUUCGAUCAACUUCAUCUCCUACACCCCCUCCUCGUUCGACUUCGGCUCUCCCCCACCCCUAGAUCCGCCAAACAAUUCCUUCUCGUUCAGCAAUCCCCCUUCCCCUGUGGUCGCCGCUGGGGCUGCUUCCCUGGCGGAGGAGCAGCACACCGCAGCUUCUGUUGAGGCAGCCGUCCCAAAGCCCUCGCAAAAGCAGCGGAAGUACUCAGUCGCUGACAAGAGCGCCCUCCUUGAAGUCGUCCUUGGUGACAACGUGAAUGGCGACAAGAUCUUUGACAAACUUCAGGUCGCCUCGAACAAAGUCUGGCGCAUGGUGCUCGAGGCUCUUGGCGGGAAGCUUCCCAGUGGUCCUGUCACUGAGAAGCAACUCAGCAGCCUCUACAACACGCUUCUUAUGACGUUCAAGCAACUCUACGAGUUCCGUAACUUCACGGGCCGUGGUGCUGAUGCGGACGACUACGACUGGGACGACGAAGAUGGUCUCGCAUUGCAUCUCUGCAACUCGAAGAGCAAGGGGUGCGCGAUCGACAAUCUCAAUGCGGCAAACAGUCGCUUGUUCGUGCGCAAAGGCUGGUACGAUCUCUUCGUCAAUUGCUACAAGGACAACUCAAAGGUUAUACGACCGGUUGCCCGUUCUUCAGCUGCAGAGCUCAGCGAGGUGGACGACUUCGACGAAGACGACGAGGUCGAGCUCGUUCCGUCACCGACCAAAUCACGUCUGCCCAAGUCCGAGAAGUUGCCGGCAUCUGCUACUGUCUCCGAGCCGAAGGGGGCCCCUCGCCGUGGCCGGCCCCGUAAGGAUGCCAAGGAGCAGACAAAGAUCGACACCUCUGGACUCAAUACUUACUUCGAGGUCAUGGCAAAGUCGGAGGAGCAGUCCGCCGCUCUACGCCAACAGAGAUACGAGCGGGUGGCGAUAGAGAAGAAGGUUGACUUGGCGCAGAAGAUCAUUGACGGUGAACGUGCGUCCCCUGGUACAUAUACCUUCCAGGUUGUGGAUAACGCCAAUCGCAUCUUGGCCGAAUUCCUUUCCCUUGGCUUCGGUGAUUCCUAA